AUGCCGAAUAGAGCAUUAUUAAACGGUUCAUCAUCAGUCAGCUCUGUUUUAUCUCGUAUGUCACCAUCUGUUAUAACGGGUCCACGUUCCUUUUUUACACAAUUUAUGAUGACCAUUACUGUUUCGGUUCUUCUGAUUGGAAUAUUGUCAGGUGUUUCAUGUUCCCCUGCAUCAUUAUCAAAUCCAAUAGAAAAUACUAACAAUAAUAAUAACAAAAAUACUGAUGAAUCGAAUGGAUUGUUUGAUCAAAAUGACUAUCAACAUGGUUCACAACAAGAUUCAUCUUCAAUUUCAUUAUCCCAUCAUGAACAACCGUUUGCCGGAUCAUCACCAAUUUGGCCUGCUCAACCGCGAGCCCAUGCUAAUCAAUUUUUAAUGUCGCAUGCCAACAACAAUGAUGCCAUGGUACCAAAAUGGUUUACACAACUUAAUAACAAUGACAAUGACGAUGAUGAUGAUGAUGAUGAUGAUUAUGCUCCAUCAGGUAUAUCAGUCAAUAAACGGUUAUCAUAUUAUAAUGUCGGAAGAUAUCCAAUUUUGAACAAGCGUAAACAAGUCACAAAACCUCCUAUGGAAGUUAUGAAUGAAAUUGUCAAUUCAAUUUAUCUUAAACGUUAA
This is a messenger RNA of Rotaria socialis, 618 nucleotides long. Lineage: Eukaryota; Metazoa; Rotifera; Eurotatoria; Philodinida; Philodinidae. The record is from the annotation of a GenBank genome assembly.